Molecule: messenger RNA, 792 nt
Organism: Penicillium nucicola
Lineage: Eukaryota; Fungi; Ascomycota; Eurotiomycetes; Eurotiales; Aspergillaceae
Exons: 3
Coding region: 1-792 (263 amino acids)
Biological process (GO): cellular response to oxidative stress
Source: RefSeq, a predicted model, not a curated record
AUGACAUCCCACCUCGCCAAAUCAUCCCUCCUCCCCUCUAUAACCCGUACAGUCCUGAACACCACCAAGACAAGAGCAAGCACCGCAUUCCCGCGCCAACGCCAACCCCAAUUCACACGCCCAUUCACAAACACGCCAGUCACCAGAUCUACUGCCAAAAUGUCCACCUCCUCGUUGAUCUCCCUGGCUCAGAACAGACGCACAAUCUAUAAGCUAGGCAAAUCCGCACCGGUCCAGGACGCAGACUCCAAGAUCGAAGAACUGGUCAAUGAAGCCAUCCUGCACGUCCCUAGCUCUUUUAACACACAGUCGACCCGACUUGUUGUCCUCCUGCACGGCGAGCAUGACAAGCUGUGGGACAUUGCCAUCGAGGCCUUUGGCGGGCUUGUUGAGUCUGGCAAGGUUUCUAAGGAGAUGUGGGAGAAUCAGACUUUGCCCAAGUUGAAGGGGUUCCAGGCUGCUUAUGGAACGGUCCUCUUCUUCGAAGACCCAGCCCACAUCAAGCCCUUCCAGGAGAAAUUCGCCACAUUCAAAGAUCAUUUCGCGCCCUGGGCCGACCACUCCAAUGCCAUGCAUCAGUAUUUCCUCUGGACUGGUCUCGAAGCUCUGGGCUUCGGCGCCAACCUGCAACACUACAACCCGCUCAUUGAUGCGGGCGUUGCUAAGCAGUGGGAUCUGCCUAGUGAGUGGCGGCUUGUUGCGCAGAUGGUGUUUGGAAGUCCUGAGGCUGGGCCUGGAGAGAAGGUGCAGAAGCCUGUUGAGGAGAGGGUUAAGAUUUUUGGGAAGUUGUAG